Messenger RNA from Ictalurus furcatus (blue catfish), 2156 nucleotides. It is a transcript of the gene rab4a, whose product is annotated as RAB4a, member RAS oncogene family. The transcript is spliced from 8 exons. Gene Ontology annotation, biological process: regulation of endocytosis; Rab protein signal transduction. The record is from RefSeq and is a predicted model, not a curated record. NCBI's taxonomy places the organism in Eukaryota, Metazoa, Chordata, Actinopteri, Siluriformes, Ictaluridae. Gene Ontology annotation, cellular component: endosome. Gene Ontology annotation, molecular function: GTP binding; GTPase activity. Bases 107 to 748 code for a protein of 213 amino acids.
GUGAUUUCUAGCAGGAUGCGCGGAUCCCGCUGAGGGAUUUUCCCUUUAUUUAAUAUCCUCCUCGACCGCGCUGUGAAAAUAUAGCUAUCUGAAAUAAACAUCUGCCAUGUCCGAGACAUACGAUUUCCUGUUUAAGUUCCUUGUUAUCGGGAAUGCAGGAACUGGAAAAUCAUGUCUACUUCACCAGUUCAUAGAGAAGAAAUUCAAAGAUGACUCAAAUCAUACAAUCGGAGUGGAGUUUGGCUCAAAGAUCAUCAGUGUGGUCAACAAAUUUGUCAAGCUCCAGAUUUGGGACACAGCAGGACAGGAACGAUUCAGAUCUGUAACACGAAGCUAUUACAGAGGGGCAGCAGGAGCUCUUCUUGUCUAUGACAUCACCAGUCGGGAGACGUAUAAUGCCCUGACCAACUGGCUGACAGAUGCCAGGAUGUUAGCCAGUCAGAACAUUGUUAUAAUAUUGUGUGGCAAUAAGAAGGACCUGGAUGCUGAUCGGGAGGUCACCUUUCUGGAGGCAUCUCGCUUCGCUCAGGAGAAUGAGCUCAUGUUUCUAGAGACCAGUGCUUUAACAGGGGAAAACGUGGAAGAGGCAUUUGUCCAGUGUGCACGCAAAAUCCUCAACAAAAUAGAAUCAGGUGAGCUAGAUCCAGAGCGGAUGGGUUCAGGGAUUCAGUAUGGCGAUGCAGCUCUACGGCAGCUUCGUUCCCCGAGACGAGCUCAAGCUGAAAGCGUGCAGGACUGUGGUUGCUAGAGCCCAAUAGCCAGAAAACGUUUUUGUAAAGACUAUUUUGGGAAUGGGAUGACAGACCAAAAGCAGUGGAGAAACUCUUCCCUCUUCUUCCUUUUACACCGGUUCCGACAAGGCUGAGAUCUUGGGACGCCGCUGUGCUCUAGAACAAUCCGGGCCAAGGCAGAGAUACCAACAGAGGAUGAUGAAUAAAGGCCCAACAUUCUGCUGACCCAUUUAACCCUCUAUUUCCUGUCCUACUCCCAUUAAAGUAUUUAGGUCUUGUGUAAAGAAGAACUUAAAUCAUUUUUUAAGCAUGUUUAUGGAAUGCAUUUCCAUAACUUGAAUGAUUGUUUUAUCAGCUCAGGAGUGUUAUUGGUUAGAUCAUAUCAGCUGAAAUCAUUUAUUUGAAUUUUUCUGCAGAUGACAGAUUUAUCAUUUGAUCUGGUAAAGUAAUAUACUGAUAUAUAAACUAUGUUUUAUAAUUGUGAUUGCUUUCUUUGGAAAGCAUGCACUGUUCUUUAAUUCUAUUGUUUAGCUUUUACUUUAUUUUUGCACAUAUAUACACAACAUUUAUGAGAAGUUAUUUUACUUUUAAAACCUGGAAUGUCAAAUUAUAGUAUAUAUUGAGUCACAGACCUAUCUUCUAUUCAUAUAUAAUAGUGUAAAAAAAAAAAAUACAUUGAGAAGUCACUGUUACAUAGUGUUAUUGCACAGCAUACUUAAAUGCUGUUGUCCUGUUUGAAAAUGUUCAUUUAACUAACUCAUGCCAAGUGUUAUUAAAUGUAGUAUCACAUUUUUAAAUGUAAUUGCAAUGUAUCUGCAUUCAGCUUCAUUCAUACAUUUUUGGAAAAUAUGUGUUCAAUCCUACAUUUAAUUUACUCUUAACCCAGCUGUUAACUGGGUUACGGGGUGUUACUGAGAACGGGGUGGGAAAUAUUGUCUGUGGUUUUAACAUUGUACACAUACACUGCAUUUAUCAUUAGUCAUUAUCAGUCAACUGUAAUGAUGACUGAUAAUGGGAGCACAUGCUUCACAGACCAUACAAGAUAUUUGCAUUAUUUUAUUGCUGCAUUGUGUUUAAGAAAAGACACUUUUUUGAGGAGAGAGGAAAUAAUCAUGUAGUAAUCAUUACCCUUUUUUCUGUUUAUUUUUUUAUGUAGUGCAACUGUAAAAGGUCUAGAUGGAAGUAAAGCUAGGACAGAUAUGUUGCAAUAUUAUAACAGUUAUUGUGAUGAAAGAUAAUUAGGGUUAUAUGGUCAAGACUUACUUGGAAACAUCAGCUGGCUUACAUUGAAACUCCUAUCAAACAUGAUGUUAAUAUUAUAUUAAAUUAUUUUAAUAUCAUUUUCCCCAUGUGUAAAUCCAUGUUGUACAAUAAUUUUGGAUGGCAUAUCUGUGAAUAAUAAAGAUAACAGAAAAAAUACAUAAA